AUCUGAUUUUGUUGUUACUUGCAAAACAGUACUUGGUUAUGAUUUGAGCAAGAUACAUUGAUCCCAGAUCUGCGUUUAUCGGCAACCUCCGUGUGCUGGCGACCACGUGUCUGUGCGCUGACCAAUGGCAACGCUCCUAGCUAUAGCUGAACGAAGCCAUGUGAGGAUCUGUAAAAUGGCGGCGCAGUGGCGUGGAAAAGAUGAGCUUAUAAUCACCGGCAAUACGGAAUUUCUGACCGCAAACACAUUCAAUGAGGCUGUCCUGGGUAAAGGGGAAGUCAGUGAUCUGGACAUGGACACGCACUCCUGCCUGGACCCUUCCAUCCUGGCAAUGUUUGAAGACUCCGCCGUAGCUGUAGAGACUAGGAGCAGACUGGAUGAGGAGAGUGAGUCCACGUUGUUGACGGCUCUAACAGAGAUCCUGGACAGUGUUGACGAUGAGACCCUGUCUCCCUUUGACACCCUGCCUGACACUGGGCUCUUCUCUGACCAGAGGCUACGGGACAACUCCCCGUUGAGGCGGCUGCUGAGUUUAACACGGUCUCCACCUGAUAAAGAAGCACUCUUUCGUUCCAUAAAGACCCCCUCUUCAUCUUCAUCCCCCUCUUCAUCUGUUGGAAAGGUUGAGACGGUCAUUCCAGACAGACCCUGGAGGACUAGGCUAACUCCCAGAGCCCAGGGCUCUUCCACAUCCAUACAGAGGAGCGAUGGAGAGGAGGAGGAGGAGGGCGGCGGCAAGGUCCACAUUCACAGCCCGCCUCAGGGCUUCAAUCUGACCAAUCAGGACUCGGGAGAACUCUCCCUCGACCGAUCAGAAGUGAGAGCGCUGAACUCUGUAGAGAAGGACCAUGGCUACUCCUCUACAGUGUCCCUGGUGGACCUGGUGAAACUCAUGCAUCCCUACUGCCUGAGGGUGUGCCUGGAUGAGGAGGGGAAGGACUGGGUCGGCACAUCCAGGCAGGAGGCCUCCUCCCUGGGGGAACGGAGCGCGGACCAGAGUGUACCCCUGGAGGGCGAGGUGUGGAGGUAUACAAAGCCUGGUUCGGAAGAGAGCGACGAGGAAAUUGAUGUGGACGGAUCAGAUGACGAGUGUCCCUCGGUAGGAGGGAUGAAGGAUGAGAAAGAGGGGGAUGGAGAACAGGGAAGUAAAGGUGAAGAAGUGAAGCAACUAAAAAGUCUACUUGUGAAGUGGGACGGGCCCAAAGAAGGCCAGAAGACCAAGAACAAAAAAAGAGUGACCUUCGGACCUGUCCGGGUGACAUCCUACGAGCUACCGGCAGCAGACGAACCUGACUUAAACGUGCUCCCGGACUUGAGCGAGCUCACCAGCCAAAUCCCCAUUUUUGACUUCAACACCAAAACAACGACCAUUUCCCUCACCACAUCCUCUCCGGAGUCUUCAGCAGCGUCUUCAAAGGACAACCAUCAUCAGGUUGUAACUGACUUGUCUGAAAGGACCGGAGAUACGUCGUCGUCGGAGCCUCCACCACAGCGAGGCGAGUCCAAGCCCAGACCGGCCCUCAGUCUCCAGCAGUACCGCCUGCUGCGCCAGCAAAGACUACCCCUGGUGGGGAAACCUGAGAAUUACACCACCAAAUGGCCCUCUCUACCCGAAACCCCCACGGAGUUGCCUCCUAUACCCUAUUUACAAGGACCUAAAUAUAACAUGUGGGGACCAACGACCACACAUCCUACACAUCAUUACCUAGGAAGUAAAACAGGGGGUGAUGUCAGUGGAUUCAAGCCUAUAUCUAAGACAAGGACGAAGAUGGUCUCUCCUGCUUGUCCCAGUAAACCUGGUAAAGCCAUUGGCAUCAAUGGAUCAAAGCCUGUUAGAAGUGGGACUAAGACUCCUCCUACCAGCUCAGCUUUAAAGCCCAAACGCAACUCAAUGGAAGCUAAAUCUGCGAAUUAUGUUGGUGUAUUAAAGCCUAUUUGGACUGAGACCAUCUCUCCUGCUAGUCCCUUACCAAGUCCCAACCUGAACUCCAACUCAGUGGCGGGUCUGGACCAGAACAGGACUAGCCCAGAAAAGAGUGCUGUUGUGGUCAGUAGCGACCCCCCAAACCCUGUCCUGGUCCCACUACCAGGAACCCGUCCAUCUUUGGAUGGAUUUGAUAGAAGCCGUGGGACCAACCAGGAGAAGCAGGAGCAGGAACAAUCUCUACCUCCAUCCACCACCCAGGAGUCUCCGGCGCCCACGCCCAAAAUGGUGUUCUGCAACCGGGAUCCAAGCCUGAAGAGCACCAGUCUCCUCCUUGAGAUCCAGCGGAGGUUCUCCACCAAACAACCAUCGCGGAAAGCACUUCACACCCAAAACACUGCAGAGACCACGAAACAAGGGGAUCAGCCUCGCUCUCUCAGCCCAGGGAAAGGAAUCGAGACAGUACCAGAAGGGUCUAAGUUUUCCCCAAGUGCACCAGUAAUGGCAAGUCCAUCGUCCAGGACCGUACCAGAAGGUUCCAAGUUUUCCCCAAGUGCACCAGUAAUGGCAAGUCCAUCGUCCAGCCCCUCAGUCCAUCCACCCACCCAUGCCGUUACUCCUUACCCAGAGAUGGAGAGGGCAAAGCGGUUAGCCCUUGGUAACCUCCCCUAUGUCCGACUGUCCACCUCUCCAGAGAGUAACACCUGCAUACAGACCACCACCUGCGGCACAGGAAUCCAAGCCACAGAUCUGACCAGCCUUCUGGAGCGGUUUGAGGAAACACAAGCCAAAGAGGAGACUGAGAGUGAACCUGAAGGCAGUCCAGAUAGGAGCCCUGUUAGAGAUGAAGAGCCGAGCAACAACACUGAAGGGAUGCUGACACUGCUGGGUGCCUAUCUCCUCAGCACCCAAGAUAAACUCUGUCUUCCAGCACCCACUGGCUUUCCAGAACUUGUCAACACACUCGAACCCCUCAGAACUCCGGAGCCCCUCAGAACUCUGGAGCCCUUCAGAACUCCGGGACCCCUCAGAACUCCGGGACCCCUCAGAACUCCGGGACCCCUCAGAACUCCGGGACCCCUCAGAACUCCGGAGCCCCUCAGAACUCCGGAGCCCCUCAGAACUCCGGGACCCCUCAGAACUCCGGAGCCCCUCAGAACUCCGGAACCCCUCAGAACUCCGGAGCCCCUCAGAACUCCGGGACCCCUCAGAACUCCGGGACCCCUCAGAACUCCGGAGCCCCUCAGAACUCCGGGACCCCUCAGAACUCCGGAACCCCUCAGAACUCUGGAACGUUGCGAUACUCAGGAACCUCUCAGCACCCAGAAUGUUCUCAGCACUCAGGAACAGGCCCCUGCACAGCCGCGCUGGAAACCACUUACCCCUGUCGCACCUCAGAGGAAGCAACCGGCGACCCCCAAACCUCUCCCUCACAAGGCCAUCCAAAUCAUCAACCCCCGUCCUCUACCACCCAAAAAGGCCCACCCCCUCCCCCCAAAGCCCCCUGUCACCCCCCCUGAGUUCCAGACACCAGUAUCUGUCUCCUCAGACCACGACUACUGUCUAUCUCAGGAUCAACCAGGCAGUAAUACUACUAUGUUAUGCAGCAAAAGACAAACCAUACUCCCCGACCAUCAACCAAUUCCCAACCCCUCCUCAGUGCCCGGCACACAGAACUCUGGGAAAUAUUUGUGGCAGCAGCAGCCGGUGGACUCCAGGACUGUUCCAGAGACACAACUUCCCUCAGACUCUGCUCCGCCAUCUACAGAGAGCUCCCCCUCUAGGACGGAUGCCAUUACUGCAGGGGAGACACAGGAAGAGAGAACCAACCCCUGCAUCCCCUCCCCUCCUUCACCCAGUCCCCCUGCCAGAGGUAGGAGGUCGUCCCGGCGCUAUCGGACAAGGUCUUCAUGCUCGGACUCUAGCUCUAGGUCCCCUUCUUCAUCGUCAUCUUCCUCAUCCUCCUCCUCUCGAUCCAGGUCUCGCUCUCCACCCCGAAAGAGGUUCUGUCCCAGGCGUUCUGAAAGCAGCUCCUCGUCCUCUUGCUCUAGCUCCGUCUCCCGUUCCCCGGUUCCCUGCCGGUACCGGCUCCCCUACCCACAGUCCUGGAACCGCUCUCGGUCCACAUCAAAGUCCUGGACUCAGUCUGGUUCCAGAUCUCGGUCCAGAUCCCCCACCACACUGGCCUACAGCAGAACCCAGAGGCGGAGGGACUGCUACAGCUCCAACAACGUCAGGGACUCCAGGAAACGAAAGAGACAACAAGAUAUGAGGAAUCAAAAACUCAAAGCCAUAGACGAGCGCAGGGUGGUGUACGUGGGCCGCAUCCAGAGGACCAUGAUGCACGCGGAGCUGAGAGAACGCUUCUCUCUGUUUGGAGAGGUGGAGGAAUGCACCCUGCACUUUAGAGACAGGGGCGACCACUACGGCUUUGUGACGUUCUACAACAUGAAAGAUGCGUUCGCAGCCAUCGAGAACGGUUACAAGCUGAGGAGACCUGACGAGCUGCCCUUUGACCUCUGCUUCGGGGGCAGGCGUCAGUUCUGCAAAUCUACGUACGCCGACCUAGAUUCUAAUCGGGAAGAGGAGGAACCCACUCCAGCGAAAAAUGAAGAGGAGGAGCUGGACUUUGACACUCUAUUGAAGCAGGCACAGAAAGGCUUGAAGCGGUAGCAGAGUCCUGGAGGAAGAGAGGGAGCCAAGAAAGGAAUGAUGGAGACAAAGUCCCAAAUGUCACCCUAUUCCCUAUAGAGGGUACUAACCUUAGGGUUCUGGUCCCAAAGCAGUGCCCUCUAUAGAAGGGAACGGGGUGUUAUUUGGGACUGAGCCAACAAGUUAGCAAGACUUACCUCAGAGCUAUACACAUGCACAUACUUUAACAUUGUAGAAAUGUUGUUUUAACUUGUAUUGGUUCACUGUUAUCAACUCAUUUUAUUUACCUUGAUAGCACAACUUUGUUGAUGCAGUAAACAUAUUUUUAAAGGAAAAAGAAUCAUAGGAAAAUGAUUAGAAUAUUGUAAAGUUGUUUUUUUGUAUUAUUAUCAUUUUUUUUAAGAAGGCUCUUUAAAUAUCUUUGUUUGCACUAAUAUUGCACUUGCAAGCUUGGCUUUACUCUUGUCUGUUACAAUGUUUAAAAAGUUGAGAUUCCCUUAGUCAUUUUAUUCCCAAUUAUGAACAUGUUCUUUAUGAAUGAAUAAAGACUAUUAUUGUGUCAUCCUGAA
Molecule: messenger RNA, 5145 nt
Organism: Oncorhynchus mykiss (rainbow trout)
Lineage: Eukaryota; Metazoa; Chordata; Actinopteri; Salmoniformes; Salmonidae
Source: RefSeq, a predicted model, not a curated record